This is a messenger RNA of Capronia epimyces CBS 606.96, 201 nucleotides long. RefSeq lists its product as uncharacterized. Bases 1 to 201 code for a protein of 66 amino acids. The transcript has a single exon. Lineage: Eukaryota; Fungi; Ascomycota; Eurotiomycetes; Chaetothyriales; Herpotrichiellaceae. The record is from RefSeq and is a predicted model, not a curated record.
AUGGCCACCGUCGAUGACGGGGCCUUUGAUGUCGAUUCGGCGGAAGAGGGAGACGUUGACAAGGCCAUGCUUGGAGACUACGAAUGGGCAUGGGCACAAGAUGGAAGGACCUGGGUGCAGACCCUCGCCGAUUCGGCGUGUUCUGGGAUCAGUCGCAUUGGAGGUGGCAGUGAAGGCCGCAGGAUAUACCCACCAUGGUGA